Callorhinchus milii (elephant shark) is the source of this 507-nucleotide messenger RNA. It is a transcript of the gene muc5.7, whose product is annotated as cartilage intermediate layer protein 1. Bases 1 to 507 code for a protein of 168 amino acids. The record is from RefSeq and is a predicted model, not a curated record. The transcript has 4 exons. NCBI's taxonomy places the organism in Eukaryota, Metazoa, Chordata, Chondrichthyes, Chimaeriformes, Callorhinchidae.
AUGCGUGUCCAGAAGACUUUUGCAAAACUGGUGAAUUCAGAACCUUGUUAUACACAAUGGUUUGACCGUGAUAAUCCUUCCGGAAGUGGUGACUAUGAGACAACACCAAAGAUCCAACAAGAAAACCCUGAAAAGAUAUGCUCCAAGCCUAUUUCUUGCGAAGUUCAAACAAUCAAUGGAACUCCGGUGGAUCUCACAACUGAUAAUAUUAAAAUCUGUACUGUCCUCGAUGGAUUUUCUUGCAUAAAUGAACACCAGAAUGGGAAACAGUGUAAAGAUUAUAAAAUACGAUAUAAAUGUCCAGAAGACUUUUGUAAGGAUGAUUCCGAACCUUGUUUUACACAGUGGUUUGAUCGUGAUAAUCCUUCCGGAUCUGGAGACUAUGAGACUGUAAUAGAGAUCAGAGGAGAAUACCCCGAUCAGUUGUGCACCAACCCGAUUUCUUGUGAAGUUCAGACAAUCCAUGGAACUCCAGCGGAACUCACAAGUGAUAACAUUAAAAUGUAA